This is a messenger RNA of Tetranychus urticae (two-spotted spider mite), 3006 nucleotides long. RefSeq lists its product as uncharacterized. NCBI's taxonomy places the organism in Eukaryota, Metazoa, Arthropoda, Arachnida, Trombidiformes, Tetranychidae. The record is from RefSeq and is a predicted model, not a curated record. Gene Ontology annotation, cellular component: SCF ubiquitin ligase complex. Gene Ontology annotation, molecular function: protein binding. Gene Ontology annotation, biological process: SCF-dependent proteasomal ubiquitin-dependent protein catabolic process.
GACGGAGAAGAUACCCAAGCUAAAGAAACAGUUAGAAAAGAGUAAAUUCAUUUUUUUGUAAAUUUUGUUGACAAGUUAAUUGUCAAUUUUUGUAAAAAUUGUCAUGUCCAAUUAAACUUAAUAACAAUCAACUAAUAAACCCUUUUCUAGUCAAAUGCUCUUAAUUGAGCUUCUCUAGUCCGGCAACGCUGUCAAUUUUAAAAGGAUUCAGAGUAUUUUCAUAUUAUUUUUUAACUAAUCAAAUUUGUAAUCAUUUAUUGGUCUUCUGAUGAUUCUCAUGGCUUAAAGUGCAAAUUUACUUGAUUUUAUCAAGCUGACUUCAACCAAGAAAGGUGGCCUGUCUUCUGGUUACACUGAAGGCUGCCUGGUAAAGUUUAGCUACUAUGUCUGCAGAAGUGGGUUACACGAAACGAACGACGGCUGAGCUGUCUCGAUGCUUUAAUGGACUAUCCUUAUCGAGAAACAACUAUAAAAAUAAUGGUUCAACUGCCAAUGGAUCAGCGGCAUCUUCUAAGUCUGUGAACAAUGAAGAGGAUGAUGAAUUGGACGCUGUUACUAAGUCUUUCCAAGAACAAAACUUGAGAGAACGAUCGGGUGAAAAGUUAAACGGGUUAAGCAAUCAAAUUUGCAAGGAGGAGAAAGUUUUGAAAAACGGUGCUUCCCCUAAUCAUCAAUCAAAUGGUAGAACAAUUAUACCUCUAUACGAAUCUGAGCUUUUCUUGAAAAUCCAAUACAAAGCAAAUUUAAUGGAUUCCGAGGAAACCAAAGAUUUCGAUUAUAAUGAUUCCAAUGAUAAUGAUUCCAAUGAGGCCAUGAUAACGCAGUCACCAACCAUAAUAAACUUAUUCGAAGCGUGUCAGCUAACUCCUUCAAAACGUCCACCUCCUGUUGCCCCUCCAAAAACUAGUAAAGCUCGACGGAGAAAUUUUCUACUUAGCCUUCAAAAACCAGCUACAGAAUUCGAGUUGCUUCGUGAUGUAAAAUUUUUGCAUUACUUUUUUAGAUUCUUUACUUCCAGAGAUCGAUGCCUUCUUGCUCAGGUUUGUCCUACAUGGAAAGAUGUAUUAUACAGUGAUCCAAAAUUUUGGUAUGGGUUAACGCCUGUUGUUUAUACAAAUGAACUAAGGAGGUUGCCAGUUAAAAAUAGCCCAGAUCCUCCAGAUCCAUGGUUAAUCGGACCUUACAUCAGAAAACGGAUAGAAAUGUUUCGAAAUCAAGAAUCUAUCGAUUCAACUUCAUCCGAAGAAAGUGUACUAAGCGAUACAUCCUUAGACGAAAGAUAUAAUUUUCACCCAAAUAGAGUUAAAGAUGAGCUUUAUGCUAGCAUAGAGAGAAGAUGUUUUAGUUCUAUUAUUCUUUACGCAGCCAAUGAUGAUGAUAUUCUCGACUUUGUUACCAAACUUUCACCUUCUGGACUUAGAUGUAUACAAUCAGCAUCCAUACGCUGUUCGACUAUAACUGACAAAGGACUUGAUAUUUUUCUUGCGUCUUUAAGUCAAUCAUUGAUACAACUCGAACUGACCAGUUGCAAUGAAAUUAGUGAUUCUGGUUUAUGGACUAGUUUAGUGCCACAUCUUCAAUCAUUAACAAUUCGCGAUUGUAUAAAUAUAAGUGACGAAACUAUCGCAGCAACUUCACAAAUGUUAACUGAAUUACAAGAAAUGUGCCUUCAGACAUACCAUAUGUCCGAUGCUAGUACUAGUUUUUUCGGUCCUGUUACCCUGCGAAAGAACCUUAAGGCUCUGCGCUUAGAAAAUUGUUGGGAGCUGACUAAUCAAGGAGUUGUUAAUAUUGUUCACAGUCUUCCUCAUAUUGAAAGACUGGGGUUAUUAGGAUGUUCGAAGAUCACAGACGAAGCUAUUGAAAUGAUGUCUGAUAGAGUCAGGCGUUUGAAAGUUUUGGAUCUAUCCUGGUGUGCGAGAAUCACUGAUAUAGCUCUUCAAUACAUUGCUUGUGAUUUAUCACUCAAUCUUCGAGCUCUUAAUUUUGACAGGUGUUCGGGUAUUUCUGAUGUGGGAGUCGGAUACAUCUCUAAACUUCCACACUUAAUUAUUCUCUCUCUUCGUUGCUGCCCUCAACUCAGUGACUCAUCUCUACUUAGUAUUUGCAAUUUGAAGAGACUCAGAUUAUUAUAUUUAGCAGGUAAUCCGCUAUUCACCUUCAAAGGUUUAAUACAUUUGACUCAUUUGGAUGAAUUGCAGUUGGUUGAACUAACAAAUUGUCCAGCAGUGACCGACGAGCUUGUUCAAUUCAUGAGGACCAGAAACCCAGGCUGUGAAGUAGUAAAAGGAUAAAUUGAUUGUCGGAGUUAAAGUCGAUCUUAAAAGUAUUAUAAAACCUCAAUCAAAGCCCAAAAUAGUUUGACCAGAACGUUCAAACUGGACUCUAGCAAUUUUAAUAAUUUAUUUUGAUUAAUUUAAUUUUUGGUAAUGCUAUUAAGCGUCGUCAACCAAAUAUGUUUUAAUUUAUCUUGUAUCGAUAGCGCAAGAUGAUAUUUUCAAUCAUAUAAUACUAUAACAACUUUGUAAGUAUUAUUCAUGAAUCAUGACCAAAAUUGAGUUUUUUAAAAUAUUUUUAACCAUUUAAAGGAUAAUUAUCUACAGUAAAACUGUGAAUCAAUUAAAUUAUAUUCUUUAAAAGAUGAAGUUUAGGUUCAAUUUGAUUUUCUUUGUUUUUAUAAAGUGAUAGAUUUAGAUGUAGAUUCACCAAAAUUGCAUUGAAAAUCAAUUUUCAGCUCAGUAUAAAAAAUCUAAUCAAUUAAUCUUUAUUUUAUGAUCGCCCGAAAACUACAAUCAAAAUCGAAAUCUUAGCCUAAAACGUUCCAAUUAGAAAACAAAGAAAACUAAAUUGUUUUUAAACUCCAUUUUUCUAUGCUGUAUUACAAUUACUAAUUGGUAAAGGUAAAUGUCAAUAAUGCUCAAAAUUAAGAACAUAAUUCUUUUCCAUUGCAAACUAUUCAAAUGUAUUUAUAAUCAUGUACAAUGAUACCAGACAUUUUACUGUAAA